AUGCGUGAGGUUAUCUCCAUCCACGUCGGACAAGCCGGAGUCCAAAUCGGAAACGCGUGCUGGGAGCUCUACUGCCUCGAGCACGGAAUCCAGCCCGAUGGAACCAUGCCAACACAGUCCACCAACGAGGGCGAGUCCUUCACCACCUUCUUCUCCGACACCGGAUCCGGCCGUUACGUGCCAAGAUCGAUCUUCGUCGAUCUCGAGCCAACCGUCGUUGACGAGAUCCGCACUGGAACCUACAAGAAGUUGUUCCAUCCAGAGCAGAUGAUCACCGGAAAGGAAGAUGCCGCCAACAACUACGCCCGUGGACACUACACCGUCGGAAAGGAGCUCAUCGACACCGUUCUUGACAGAAUCCGUCGUUUGGCUGAUAACUGCAGUGGACUUCAAGGAUUCUUCGUCUUCCACUCGUUCGGAGGAGGUACCGGAUCCGGAUUCACCUCUCUUCUUAUGGAGCGUCUUUCCGUCGACUACGGAAAGAAGUCCAAGUUGGAGUUCUCCAUCUACCCAGCUCCACAGGUCUCAACCGCCGUCGUUGAGCCAUACAACUCUAUUCUCACCACUCACACCACUUUGGAGCACUCUGACUGCGCUUUCAUGGUUGAUAACGAGGCUAUUUAUGAUAUCUGCCGCAGAAACUUGGAUGUCGAGCGCCCAAGCUACACCAACCUCAACAGAAUUAUCUCCCAGGUUGUCUCUUCUAUCACCGCCUCCUUGAGAUUCGAUGGAGCCCUCAACGUAGAUCUCAACGAGUUCCAGACCAACUUGGUGCCAUACCCAAGAAUUCACUUCCCAUUGGCUGCCUACACUCCACUUAUCUCUGCUGAGAAGGCGUACCACGAGGCUCUUUCGGUCAGCGACAUCACCAACAGCUGCUUCGAGCCAGCCAACCAGAUGGUCAAGUGCGAUCCAAGACACGGAAAGUACAUGGCUGUUUGCCUCUUGUACCGUGGAGAUGUUGUGCCAAAGGACGUCAACACCGCCAUCGCCGCCAUCAAGACCAAGCGUACGAUCCAAUUCGUCGACUGGUGCCCAACCGGAUUCAAGGUCGGAAUCAACUACCAGCCACCAACCGUUGUGCCAGGAGGAGAUCUUGCCAAGGUGCCACGCGCCGUAUGCAUGCUCUCCAACACCACCGCCAUCGCUGAGGCCUGGUCUCGUUUGGACUACAAGUUCGACUUGAUGUACGCCAAGCGCGCCUUCGUUCACUGGUACGUCGGAGAAGGAAUGGAGGAGGGAGAGUUCACCGAGGCUCGUGAGGACUUGGCCGCUCUCGAGAAGGACUACGAGGAGGUCGGAGCCGACUCUAACGAGGGAGGCGAGGAGGAGGGAGAGGAGUACUAA
Messenger RNA from Caenorhabditis remanei, 1347 nucleotides. RefSeq lists its product as uncharacterized. Gene Ontology annotation, cellular component: microtubule; cytoplasm. The transcript has 3 exons. Gene Ontology annotation, molecular function: structural constituent of cytoskeleton; GTP binding. The record is from RefSeq and is a predicted model, not a curated record. Gene Ontology annotation, biological process: mitotic cell cycle; microtubule cytoskeleton organization. Bases 1 to 1347 code for a protein of 448 amino acids. Lineage: Eukaryota; Metazoa; Nematoda; Chromadorea; Rhabditida; Rhabditidae.